AUGGGAUCUAUGGGGAUACCAGGUAGUGAUGACUGUAAGGCAUUCGAUGACCCUGUCGCACUGUUUCACGAUCUCGAGGUCUUGCGUUCCCGCGAAAAUUUCCCACAUAGUCCUAGGUUUGACGCCCGGGUAAUAUCACGAUAUGAUGAUAUAGUCACAAUUCUGGACCGUCCAGAUAUCUUUUCAUCUGGUCCGACCGUUCCUCACCCACCAUCCUUCAUUGCAGACAAGAUAUCAUCCAAAUGCCCGAUGCGAGGCACGCUGCUAGGGCUUGAUAACCCCAUCCAUGAUCGAUUACGGAGAAGCGUCAGUUCUUUCUUCGUUCCGAGGCGACUAAAACGCUUCGAACCGGUCAUCGAAACGUUGGCUCAUCAGGUCGUGGACACCUUUGUGGAGAGCAGCGAGAUCAACAUAAAAUCUGCAUUCGCUCUUCCCUUACCUUUGCAGAUAAUCAGCUUGAUUGUAGGACUGGAUCCGAAGCAAUGGCAGUGGGUCGGCCGAAGCCUGGCCCUCUUUGGUGGUCAUGCCGAGUAUUCAUCUGGUACUUUGGAUGAAAAGGUCGCUGGCAUCAUCGAGCUGCACGAACACAUCGCAGAUCUCAUCCAGUUGAGAAAGGCUGACCGAAGGGAUGAUCUAAUCAGUCACAUAUGGAAUGAAAGGGACAGCGGCGUUGUGGAAAUGACUGACUUCGAGCACCUUUCCAUGAUCCCUGGCUUGCUCUUGGCCGGCCAUGAGACCACGACCAAUCUCCUGACCAUGGGACUGUCACAUCUUCUCCACCGGAAUCUGUGGCAUCAGGCCAACAAAGACGACCGAACGCGGGCAGCAACUAUCGAGGAACUCGUGCGAUAUGAAUCCGCGAUUACGGGUAUGAAACGAGAGGUUCUUCGUGAAUUCAAGCUCAGAGAAACAACUAUGUACCCGGGGGAUAAUGUGUUCCUCGCAUAUAAUUCAGGCAGCCGAGACCCUCAGAUAUUUCAAGACGCUGAUGAGUUGAUCCUGACCCGAAAGUUCACAACCCAGCAUCUUGGAUUUGGUCGAGGCAUUCAUGCGUGCCUCGGAGCACCACUGGCUCGUUUACUCCUCAGGGUCGAGAUGAGGGUUCUGUACGAAAGAUUGCCGAACUUGUGCCUAGUAACACCUUACGGGAAAAGGAAAUAUGAUCCUGUUCACGAAGGUUGCGGUAUUGCAGCUCUCACAGUCUCGUGGCAGCCGUCCAAGCCGGUCACGAGAAAGUUGAGAAAUGACACUGCGUCACUGGAAAGAGCCCAGGCCUCUCGAAAGAUAAUUCAGCAAGAAGUAGUGGUGGAAAGUAUCAUUGAAAUCGCUGAUAAGGUGUUAGAGAUCACGUUCGUCGGUCAAAAUGGUGCACGCAUGCCCACUUGGGCACCAGGGGCGCAUAUUGACGUUCCAGUUGGUACAUUCGGACACCGUCAAUACUCUCUCUGCGGCAGUCCAGCCGAUGAAGGACGCUACACAGUAGCCGUUCUUCGCGAAGGCGCAGAGAGUACAGGCGGAUCACAAUUUAUCCAUGAUACCUUUGCCAGACAAAAGGCGAUGAUGAUUCGCGGACCACGCAACCAUUUCGAACUACGACCAGCAACUAAGUACAUCUUCAUAGCCGGUGGGAUUGGUAUUACAGCUAUCAAGCCUAUGAUUGAAACCGUGAAAACUCAAGGACACUCGUAUAGAGCUGUAUACCUUGGCUCAAGCCGCUCGAAAAUGGCUUACGUCAAGGAGCUGUCCAUGGACCCUUGCGUCAAGAUCUGGCCCAAAGACGAGGCUGAUCACCGCUUUAAUCUCUCUUCUCUUUCAUGCAAAGACACGAAAGAUCUUCUGAUCUACUGCUGUGGCCCCGCAAGACUUUUGGCUGCCGUUGAGGAGCUGUUCAGAGAUUAUCCAACAGGGAUCCUGAAUAUUGAGAGAUUCGAGAAUACAUCUCACAAUUUGGAUGCAUCGCUAAACAGGCCGUUUGAUGUGCUAUUACAGCGUAGUGACAGGCAGAUACACGUGCCUGCAGACCGCACGCUACUGGAGGUUCUCAACGAAGAAGGCGUAGGAGUGAUGUCGACCUGUUCAAAAGGGACAUGUGGGACGUGUGAAGUCAGUGUUCUAGAGGGUGUACCAGAACACCGAGAUACCGUUUUGACUGCUGUGGAAAGGUUAGAUGGGAAGACCAUGAUGCCUUGCGUGUCGAGGUGUAUCGGAUCAAAGCUAACGUUGGAUUUGUGGUGA
Molecule: messenger RNA, 2235 nt
Organism: Exophiala bonariae
Lineage: Eukaryota; Fungi; Ascomycota; Eurotiomycetes; Chaetothyriales; Herpotrichiellaceae
Exons: 1
Coding region: 1-2235 (744 amino acids)
Molecular function (GO): oxidoreductase activity, acting on paired donors, with incorporation or reduction of molecular oxygen; iron ion binding; heme binding
Source: RefSeq, a predicted model, not a curated record